Eremomyces bilateralis CBS 781.70 is the source of this 3132-nucleotide messenger RNA. RefSeq names its product vacuolar protein sorting protein-like protein. Bases 116 to 3040 code for a protein of 974 amino acids. Gene Ontology annotation, biological process: vesicle-mediated transport; vacuole organization; endosome organization. The transcript has 7 exons. The record is from RefSeq and is a predicted model, not a curated record. Gene Ontology annotation, cellular component: endosome; HOPS complex. NCBI's taxonomy places the organism in Eukaryota, Fungi, Ascomycota, Dothideomycetes, Eremomycetales, Eremomycetaceae. Gene Ontology annotation, molecular function: protein-macromolecule adaptor activity; protein binding.
UGUUGAUUGAAGCCUAUUGUCCCCAUUAUCUUCAAAUGAUCAAGUCGUUCUUAGUCCUAGUCAAGAUGGUUAUGGGAUGACGGACUUCUACUCGAUCGCAUUGUCAUAGAGCACGAUGGCGCUAACGUCGUGGAAGUCCUUCAAGUUCUUCGAGGUUUCUGAGGUCAAACUACCGGAAAGCGAGAGGACCUUACUCUCUGAUCAAGGCGGCAUCACCUGCGUCACCACCGGAUCCGACAAUGUCUUCUUCGGAAGCUCCGAUGGCGUCGUUCGCAUUCUAUCCCAGGCGUUUAAAGUUGCCCGGUCAUUCAAAGCCUACGAUUCCACGGCCAUAACGCACAUGAAACAGGUCCAGGGGACCGCAUUACUGGUCACGAUUGCGGAGGAUCUGUCAACCGAUCCCGUGCUGAAGUUGUGGGCUCUGGACAAGAUUGACAAAAGGACGGGAGCGCCAAGGUGCCAGACGACGAUACAUAUACGGAAUGGUGGAAAGAGGUUCCCAAUAUCUGCUUUCGACGCCCUCGAAGAUCUCUCUCAACUCGCGGUCGGGUUCGCUAAUGGGGCAGUGACGGUUGUACGGGGGAAUCUGAUCCACGACUUGGGAAACAGCCAAAGAACCGUCUUCGAAUCGGAGGAGCCGAUCACGGGCAUUGAGUUCCGCGUAGGAAAUGCGAUCACGCUUUGUAUAUCCACCACCUCAAGAAUAUCGAUGCUAGCGAUUUCCGGGAAAGGACAAGGUCAACCCGCACGAACUCUGGACGAAUCCGGAUGCGGAGUAGGGUGUCUGGCCCUGGACCCAAACACAAGAGAGCUGGUUGUUGCGAGGGAGGAUGCGAUACACUACUACGGUCCAAGAGGUCGAGGACCUUCGUUCGCAUACGAAUGCCCGAAGAAAUCGGUCCACAUACAUAACGACUAUGUUGUCAUCGUCUCCCCUCCACAGUCGAAUACACUACCCAGGUCAGCGCCAAUGCGGACGUUUGGUGGCACUGCAGCAGACGACCUCUUCAGUACUUCAAACUUCACGAUCUUGAAUACCGAUUUGAAAUUUAUAGCGCACCAGGAGUCCCUACGUGCCGAAGUGAAGGCCGUCUUCAUGGAGUGGAAUGACAUAUUCGUGUUGACAACAGAUGGAAAGCUUUAUCGGUACCACGAGAAGUCGCUGCAGCAGAAGCUAGAGCUCCUUUAUCAGCGAAACCUCUAUGUCCUUGCCAUCAACCUGGUGCAAAAGCUAGGGGUGGAUCGUUCCCAACAGAAUGUCAUAUAUCGCAAAUACGGUGACUAUUUAUACCAGCGACAGGACUACGACACAGCCAUGCAGCAAUACCUGAAAGCGAUUGACAACACCGAGCCAUCACAGGUGAUUCGCAAGUUUCUGGACACCCAACGGAUCCACAACCUCAUAGAUUACUUAGAGGAGUUGCAUGAGCACCACAGAGCCACGGCCGACCACACGACCUUACUCCUGAACUGCUAUGCAAAAUUGAAAGAUGUUGAGAAACUCGAGGAGUUCAUCAAAUCUCCCGGAGACCUGAAAUUCGAUUUGGAUACCGCUAUCGCAAUGUGUAGACAGGGUGGAUACUUCGACCAAGCAGCCUACCUUGCACGCAAGCACGAAGAACAUGAGCUGGUCGUGGACAUUUUGAUAGAAGAUUCAAAACGAUAUGCGGAAGCAAUUGCAUAUAUCUGGCGGCUUGAGCCGGAAACUGCGUUCAAGAAUUUCAUGAGGUUUGCCACGGUCUUGCUUGAGAAUUGUCCUCAAGACACUACAAAGCUCUUCCUCGACUAUUACACUGGCCAGUACAAGCCCAAGAAGGAUGCGGUCGUGGUAACCAAUAACCCCACUCCCACAAGUUACGGUCUCGCCACGACUGCCACAACCGCUGUCCAGAAUCUGGCUGCUCUUCUGCCACUCCCUUAUAUGAAUACUAGCACCGUCCAAAGUCCUAGCUCAGCCAGCGACCAACAAACCACGGUGAGCCAGGCUCACAUUGUGGAGACGAACGCAGAUGAUCCCCCAGCGGACUAUGAUAUCCCUAAGCCACGAUCGGCUUUCCCGGCUUUCGUCGACCACCCGGAACAGUUUGUCGUUUUCUUGGAGGCGUGCGUUAAGAGCGACGAUGUCAAGGACGAAGACCGAGUGGAUCUAUAUACGACGUUGUUCGAGAUGUACCUCCACAAGGCGAGCUCCUUGAGAGGGGACGAUAAGAAAGCCUGGGAAGACAAGGCCCGAGAACUGGUGGACGACAAGAAGAUCCCCAUGGAAACCUCCAAUGUCCUUCUGCUUUCCGACCUUGAAAAUUUUAAAGAAGGGAGUACCCUUGUCCGAGAGCAAGAAGGCCUCUAUUUCGACAUCUUCCGCUCGUACACGCGGGCCAAAGACACCGCCGGCGCAAUCAAAGCGCUCCGAAAAUACGGUCCCGAAGAGCCGCAGCUCUAUCCCGCCGCGCUCCAGUACUUCACAUCUAGCGAAGCGAUCAUGCACGAAGCCGGCGCCGAGUUCGAAACCGUGCUAAACAAGAUCGAUGACGACGGCCUAAUGGCCCCGCUCCAAGUCAUCCAGACCCUCAGCACCAACGGCAUCGCCACCAUGGGCAUGAUCAAGAAAUACCUCAGCAAGUCCAUCGACCGCGAACAGCAGGAGAUCACCAGCAACCGACGCCUCAUCCACUCGUUCCGCGCGGACACCGAGACGAAGCGCGGCGAAAUCGAGGAGCUAACAAACAACCCCGCGACCUUCAAAGUCACCCGCUGCUCCAUCUGCGGCGGGACGCUCGACCUGCCCGCUGUGCACUUCAUGUGCAAGCACUCGUUCCAUAAGCGUUGCCUAAACAUCCAGGACGACGCGGAGGAGCAGAAGGUCGAGUGCCCGGUGUGCGCGCCGCAGAACGCGACCGUAAGAGCAAUUCGGAAGGCGCAGGAGGAGAGCGCGGAUCGGCAUGAUAUGUUCUUGGAUGCGUUGGCAAGGAGCAGGAACAAGUUUGAGGUUAUCACGGAGUGGUAUGGGAGGGGGGUCAUGUCGGCGCCGACGCCUGAGUAGCGAACUUUGGGGGUGGACGUUUAAGUGGCUCCGGUUGCCAAACCUGUCGCUAAAUAUGUAGAGAGAAUCAAUGAUACCCCAUGAAUAAAGAC